Molecule: messenger RNA, 654 nt
Organism: Guyanagaster necrorhizus
Lineage: Eukaryota; Fungi; Basidiomycota; Agaricomycetes; Agaricales; Physalacriaceae
Exons: 4
Coding region: 1-654 (217 amino acids)
Source: RefSeq, a predicted model, not a curated record
AUGAUAUCUGGUCUCUCGGUGGCCGUUCUCACAACGAUGGACGGAGAUCUCCUACGACGCUUCUUGCUAGGUAUAUCUGCAGGCGCCUGUACCAUCCUCAAGAAGAUCUUCCGUCUGGAACCUCACAGUCGUAUUUCCUUGGCUGAUCGUCAACGUGAAAUUACCGAACUCAAGACAUUCUUCUCCAAUGAAUCUUCUUCCGAUUCCUCGUCCCACAAUUCUCCUGUUCUCCAACGCUCCAUCUCAUCGCUAGGCUCCACCCCUCCGAGCGAGAUUGGUGCGAUGCGUAUCGAUGACACUGAUGUUCUUCUAGUCACCCGCAGUAUAAUAGAAGCAGGUGUCACGGGUGACGACUCUCUUGCGCUCGAUCUUCGGGCAAUCCAUCUUGUCGGUGUCGACAGGCCUGUCAGCGCUCCAGCCGUCGCUAUCCAUCCCGUGAUGUCCUCCAGAUCGAUUGCUUCGUCGGUGGAUAGUGAUGGACCUAUAGCGCCAGAGACUCACCCAGUUCACGUCGAUGUCAGUGAGGUGCCGGACAUGGAGGAAGGCGAAGGUAUUGGCGAGAUGAACAUAGCAUUGGUGGUAAAGGAUGACGAGAAUGAUAUUCAACCGGCUGAUUUGGCUGACGACGCUGAAACUAGUUGCGUCUUGGAAUAA